This is a messenger RNA of Mangifera indica (mango), 773 nucleotides long. RefSeq lists its product as uncharacterized. Lineage: Eukaryota; Viridiplantae; Streptophyta; Magnoliopsida; Sapindales; Anacardiaceae. The transcript has 3 exons. Bases 171 to 500 code for a protein of 109 amino acids. The record is from RefSeq and is a predicted model, not a curated record.
UGACUUUACCAACUUUAUGAAAAAAUUACGUUUGUAUUGGUUUCUUUGAGUGGGCAUUAUUGUAUUUUCCUAUAACCCAAAAACUAAAAUUAAAACCUCAAGAUCAUAGAUUUUCACUGUUACCCAAAACCCUAACCCUAAUUCUGAGUAAUUCCAAGUGGGAUUCCAGAAUGGCGUGGAGGCAAAUAAUCAACACCAAGAUGACGACACCCAUUUCAAGUCCAACAUUGUUCUCUAGAUUCUUCUCUAAGUCAUCAUCCCCUUACCUCGUCAAGGUUGGAAUACCAGAGUUUCUGAAUGGAAUAGGGAAGGGGGUGGAAUCCCAUGUGGCCAAGCUUGAAUCUGAGAUUGGCGACUUUCAUAAACUGCUUGUGAUACGGACUCUUAAGCUCAAGAAACUUGGCAUUCCCUGCAAGCAUAGAAAGCUGAUAUUGAACCACACCCACAAAUAUAGGCUGGGACUUUGGAGACCAAGAGCUGAACCUGCUAAAGCCAAAUAAUUUUAGAAGUGGCUAAACGAAAAACAUUCCCCUGUCAAAAUGUACUUCUGGGCAAUUCGAUAUGGAGAUGUGGAAAUCUUGAGUUUUGCUUUAUUAUUUAUUAAUAUUUGAAAUCUUGUGUCACCUAUUAGAAUUUAAUGGACAAAGGGUAAUGGCACUAGAAUUUUCUUGUCAUCAGAAGCAAAAUGAGUUGUUUAGUAGUUCCCCAGAACUUGUGGAAUAAUAUUCUGAAUUUUUCCAGUAUAUAUUAGUGACAUGUGAACAUUUCGAUUU